AAAAUAUCGGCACUGCCUUCGUCGUCGCCACUCGCCAGUAUCAUCCGCCUCAAGUUGGACAAUCCGAACACCGCGACCAAUCGAGUAAAAAAGUUGAGUAAUGCUCGCUUCCUGCGUCGCCGCCUCCAUCUCGUCUGCAUUAGUUUCUCGGUCGUUUUGGGCAGCGGGCCGGCGAACCCUAUCGGCCCCCACAUCUUCCGCUCUCCGAAACUGCCGCCGCCGCAGCAGGAAGAAGGACCAGUGGUGGGCUCCAAAGGCAAAGAUCGUUCUUCCCCGUGCCUCGGAAGCUAAUGUCAUUCCCACAGAAAGAAGAGCUUCGGCUGAUGGGCAUACAGAAUACAGUCGUUUACUUCCAUGUCCCUCACACAAUAUGGUACCUAGAAUUGAGCACCUUGUAGUUUCUGAAGAUGGAAAUGUUCUUGAUUAUAUCAGCAAAGCUUUGCGUCUCCCUUCUAAGUAUGUUGCAGAUCUAAUUCAAUUUGGGGCCAUCCACUAUGCUUUGGUUUGCCCAAAACCUCCUCCAACCGCUACUCCUGAGCAAGUUAAGAUCUACAGGGAAGUCACGGAAGCAUCAGUUCUGCAAAGGAGGUCUUCUCUCAAAGGGAAAACUGUAAGAGAAGCCCAGAAAACAUAUAGAAUUGCAGAUGCAAAUGCGUUUGUUGAAGCCGGAACUUACCUUCGUGUUCAUGUGCACCCAAAAAGAUUCCCAAGGUGCUAUGAAAUUGAUUGGAAGUCUAGAAUCAUAGCUGUAACAGAUUCCUAUGUGGUUCUUAACAAACCAGCCGCAACUUCGGUAGGAGGAUCAUCUGAUAACAUAGAAGAAACUUGUGCAACAUUUGUUUCUCGUGUUCUAGGACUAGAUACUCCUUUGAAGACCACUCAUCAGAUAGAUAACUGCACGGAAGGCUGCCUUGUACUGGCAAAAACAAAGGAAUUCUGUUCUGUUUUCCAUGGGAUGAUUAGGGAAAAACAGGUGAAAAAGCUUUAUCUUGCCCUUACUGCUGAACCCGUACCAACUGGAAUAAUAUCUCAUUACAUGCGGCCAGUGAACCUUGCUCCCAGGCUUGUUUCACGAGAAUUUAUUGAAGGUUGGCAUCUGUGUCAGCUGGAGGUCUUGGAAUGCAAGGAGGUUCCCUGGCCAAAUACUGAUGUUGUGAAAACACACAAAAUUGAAGACUGUGAAUGGCCUUCAAAGAAGACUGCCUAUGAAUGUAAGAUCAACCUGUUAACAGGGAAAACACAUCAGGUGAGAGCCCAGUUAGCCGCUAUCGGCGCACCGAUAAUUGGGGACUUGAUGUACAUGCCUGCUGCGUUGGCUGCAAAUUCUAAUCCUCUCAUUAAUCCAUUUGACAAGCAGAGAAAGGAGUGCUCAAGCGAUGGUGACAAAUUGGCUGCAGCGGUAGAGUGGAUUUCAUGCCAUGGCAAGGAACCCAAUUCUGCAAUUGGGCUGCAAGCAUCUCAGAUCUCAUGGAAUGAUGGGAACUGUUCUUAUGAGGCUGGGCCUCCAUGGUGGAUUGUUAAAAAACAAAUCUGAUGAGUAGUUCAGUACAGGUUAUGAGCCUUUGUAGUUCAUAAAUAGUUUCUAUUUAUUAGAUUUUUAUUAGGUACAAACUGAAUUAUUCAUGAAGACUAAGAGAAAAAAUUUUGAAAGGGUUUUGAAAA
This is a messenger RNA of Dendrobium catenatum, 1662 nucleotides long. RefSeq names its product RNA pseudouridine synthase 6, chloroplastic. NCBI's taxonomy places the organism in Eukaryota, Viridiplantae, Streptophyta, Magnoliopsida, Asparagales, Orchidaceae. The transcript is spliced from 9 exons. The record is from RefSeq and is a predicted model, not a curated record. Gene Ontology annotation, biological process: pseudouridine synthesis. Gene Ontology annotation, molecular function: RNA binding; pseudouridine synthase activity. Bases 101 to 1534 code for a protein of 477 amino acids.